AUGAUAAAAGGUUCCGGAGUUCGUGACAAAAUUUGGAUCGGAGUUCGUAAAGAUAAAAAGGCGGACUUCGUAAUAUAGAAAAGGCGGAGUUCGUAAGCAAAAAUAAGUGGAAGUUCGUAACCGGAAAAAUCAGACCUUCGUAUUACGGAGGUCUGAUUUUUUUCUGAAGGUCGUUACGAAUUCGUAACGAACCUUCGAAUGGAGACAGUUUUUACCUCUGGAUCUACUGCCUCAUUUUUUUCUCACUACAGUAAAUCGAACUCUGUUACGAACUCCCAUCUUUUUUCUAUCACGAACUCCGCCUCUUUUAUAUUGCGAAAUCCGCAAAUGUUUCCAUUACGAACUACCGACUAAUUCUAGAAACGAACUCCGAUUAGAUAGGUUAUCGUUGAAGGUUGAAGUUCGUCCCAAACUACCGAUAUUUUCAUUACGAAGUCGUGUUAAGUCCUUUACGAACUUCCGAUAGUUUUUGGUUACGAACUUCGACUAAACUGCUUUAAAUGCUUUAAUAUACAGUUCCGAACUCUGAAGGUGGAGAUUCGAAGCUCGGAUUCAUCGUGACGAAAUGAUAAUUUCCCCAUACAAGCACCUUCAUCGAACUUGAAAUAGUUUUCGAGUCUGCUUAAAACUGCUUGUUCAUUAUUACGCACAUUUUUAACUUUGCGGUAGUUCGAGUUACUACACUUAGAGUUAAUUAAAUGUUUAUCAUUAAUUUCUAGGUUAUUUGCAUAGAUAAAUUUUAUUUGAAGAAGUCCAAGCAUUACUGGCACAAUACUGUCAGCAAAUCGUCCAGAUAAAAGCAGAACUAUUAAAUCAUCUGUUUCUGCUGAUGAAAUAUAGUUGAUACAGUUUUCGACGUCUGUGAAACUCCUAACCAUUACCAGAUAUCCAUCUCCGAUAACACUACCUUCCUGAAUACUCGUUAAAUCUUCAUCACAAUCAAGUCGAUGCACUGUGUAUUUCAGUGGAAUGAUAUUCGGCAUAGUAUUCUUGAUAGAUUCGUUUGUUAAUAAUUCCACAAUUGUUGUACGUGUUUCAGUCAUAUCGGUAUCAUAUACUCGUCAUGUAAUAAUAUAGAAAAAUCUUUAGAAAUAUGGAAUUUGUCCUUAAACAGUUAAUAAGAAUGUGAGAAUAACAACAGCUGUUUUUAAACUUAUAUGAUUUUUACAAAUUGUGUACUUUGCAUUAAUUCGCUAUAGUAUUCUAAAACAUUGGACUUCUGUGCUGAUUAUGCCUUACGUCAGAUCAAUUCGAUAUUUACAACAUUAUAUGGCAACUGAUAUAAAAAUCUUAUCUCUUAGUAAGUACCAGAGACCGAAACGGGUCGGGUUCGGGUCAAUGUAAAAAAUAUUGAUUCAGGUCGUUUCGGAUCGGAUCAAAAGGAA
Didymodactylos carnosus is the source of this 1385-nucleotide messenger RNA. NCBI's taxonomy places the organism in Eukaryota, Metazoa, Rotifera, Eurotatoria, Philodinida, Philodinidae. The record is from the annotation of a GenBank genome assembly.